AUGGUGAACAUUGGUAUCCCGGCCCAAUUCCCUACGAGAGAGCAGCUCUUGAAGUUCAGAACGAUGACUUUUAUGCUCGCCAAGUCCAAUCCAGUCAGCCCAGUCCAUGGAUUCACUUUCAAGUCGGACAAGCUCGACGCGGUCUUGAAACACUCUGGUAUGCCCUCGGGCAGUCAACAAGAGCUCAGGCACCUGAACUCCUUUCUCGAUGCUUUUGUAGCAACACUCAUUCGCGACAAAGAGAUCGUGGCGGUAUCUCCCACGGGUCGCGGUCCGCUCCAUAUUCGAACCGGAAUACCCAUUGCGGAGGGAGCGAGCUCAUCUCAAGACGACGGAGACGGAGACGUAUAUUACAUCUCUGCCAACCCCGAAUACGAGGAACACGAAAAGCCCCCGACGGUGACGGAGGGCGAAAACCGGCCCGUUCCAGCUUUGAGCGUUCGGCUCCCGGCAAGCCAACCAACGAGCGGUCUCGAGGACGUCACAACGGCUCAAGAUGUCCCUGCCUUCUGGUUGCGAUAUUACACGACCGACAAACUGAAUGGAAAGCGACAGGGAAUGCGGCUUUGGGAACACGCCGAGAAUGUGUUCGCUAUCAUCAAGAGACUCUUCCUUUCUCCUAACGACGAGCAGAAGCGCAUCAUUACUGCCCUUCUAACACGGUACAUCUAUUGCCAGUCACGGGCGAAGAUUACUUCUCGUAUUGAUGCUGGCUUCGUCCACCGCAACUUUGGCGACAACCUCUGUAUCACGGUCGAAACGUUACAUGGCAUGCUUCACACCCAUCUGUCCAACGAACCUGAAAGUGUUUUCGGCGGAUUCACAGCUUCCACUGACGAGACCACGCCAAUUCAGCUUCUGGGCCAGCCAUUUUGCGUCGGGGGCGAUGUCAACCCCAACGAGGAGCUCAGCAGCCUCAACAGAGUUUUGAGAUCCGACAAACAAGCCUCAGCUCUCCGGUCUAUCUAUCGCGCAGCACUGGCUUGGAGACAGAAGACUCCAGCGGGUACUGUAGACAUGACCCCAUCAUGGGAGGAAAGCUGUCUCUAUGUGGAUGUCGGCCAAGAGUUCUACAACGUCAAUGGACGGAUAGAAUUUCAUCGGGUCGUUUCAUCGCUCAUGAGGGUAAUCCGCCACUUCCAGAAGACGAUCAAAGAUGAGUUCACAUCUCGUGCUGUCGGAACGUCCGCGAAUGUGCUCUUCAGGGCUCGAGCGAAGAAUGCCCAUCGCAUCCCGGGCGCCUCACGCAACAAGAAAGCUCAGGAUCGCGAAGCUAACUUGCGAAACAAGGAAGCCGAGGUUCUGACUUGGCUUGAUGAAAACAUUCCCCAUUUGCAAGCUGCCCUAUUCCAUUUGAGCAACCUUCGCCGACGCUUCCCCGAAGUCAUGAACUCCCACAUGAUGUGGCUGAGCAGCAUCAUCCAGCCAACAGGUACGUGGAAAACAGGCCAGGGGUACGGGCUCGACGGGAAGCCAGUCGGCAACAUCAUCUCCAAGGGGAACGAAUCCGCCACUUGGUUGCAGCAUAUGACGCGGCCGAUGGAGGCGUCUCAGGGUCCAGCUAGCGCGAUCCCCAGGACCCCGGAUCGAUCUAUGGCUGGCCUCACCAUCGACGCCAGCGGACACUUCGACAGAUCCGGUCCGGAAUGGCAAGAUCUUCUCGACGACUCCGACGCCGAAUUUCAAGACUUGAUUCGUGUUCAGAAGACUGUCGGCUACCAUGCCUCUCUCUCCGGCUUCUUGGGCAUCAUCUGUCGGUAUGAAGAUGCAAUCCGCACCAUGGUCAGUGCGGACGAGAUUUUAGUCGAGCGAGUCCUCAGAGCCAGGUUGCAAGCUAUAGAGACUACACCGACCUUCGCGGAUCAGAAGAUGAUGAAGAUUGAAGAUUUUCUCGAGGGCUUUGUUCUGAAAGAUGGGCAAAAGCUGGAAAGUUCCGAGCGCCACCAGAUUGCGGCUUGGUUCUAUGAACAAGUCAAGCGACCCGAUCCAGAGGCUUUCCCAGGCACUUGGCAUGCCGAAACGAUUCUCAUGUGCCUCUCCGCGCUGAGCAACUCAGAGGAGCCUUAUGCCACCACCGUUCCUCAAGCCGAAGACAGCAUCAACGUUCUUGAACUUCCGGACUCCCAAGUCCUCGAUGCGCUCAAGGACAUGGCAGCUCCCCUUCCAGUGAACAAGCGGUGCUGCCCCUCGUGUUAUCUUCUCUUGAAGCACAUGGAAGGGUCAUCUAAUCAGAAGUUCCUCUACGGAGGUGUGCAUUCAGACUGGUUUGGGUGCUCCCUGCCUCCGUGGACUCCUCUUCCGGUUUUUGAAGCCGUCUACGAGAUCGUCGACGUCCACUUGAAGGACCGGUUUGAACGAUUGGUUUACGUUGAUCGGGCUGCCCGCUCUGGUGAUAGCACAGGAACCCACCCCGCCAUUCCAGACAAGGGUCCUGAUAGCCCGGUGUGGUAUUGGGGUGCCAUGGAAGUGAGAGAAUUGCGAACGCCAUCCCCGCCUCCUUUGGGACCAAGAGCUGCCGGAGAUAGCCAGGCGACGUCCUCGCAAGGUGCAAAGGACAAUGAUUCGGCCCAAAGCCACUCUCCUCUCAAUCCGCCUACCAUGUUUCCGUCCGGAUACAUGCCGCAGCCGUCUUCGCCAAGCAAGCGGCAUGCUUCAAGAGAGGUGCCGCACGAGAGCUCGCCGUCCCCAAAGAAGAAGUGA
This is a messenger RNA of Colletotrichum scovillei, 2700 nucleotides long. RefSeq lists its product as uncharacterized. Bases 1 to 2700 code for a protein of 899 amino acids. The transcript has a single exon. The record is from RefSeq and is a predicted model, not a curated record. Lineage: Eukaryota; Fungi; Ascomycota; Sordariomycetes; Glomerellales; Glomerellaceae.